AUGGUCAUCGCCAUGGUGCUUUUCACCGUCUUCAAGCAGUUCGACACACGUUCUGCCGCCGGCUCCGGCUACAUGGGCUACUCCGAGUUUCUCGACGAGGUGAAGGCCCGGCGCAUCAAGAGCGCCACCAUCCAGGAAGGCCAGGGCGGCACCGAGAUCGUGGCCGUCACGCAGGACGAUCGUCGCGUGCGCACCACGGCCACCUACCUCGACCGCGGUCUGGUGGGCGACCUGAUUGCCAACGACGUCAAGUUCGACGUGCGUCCCCGCGAAGAAGGCUCGCUCCUCAUGACCCUGCUGGUCAGCUGGGGCCCGAUGUUGCUGCUGAUCGGCGUGUGGAUCUACUUCAUGCGGCAAAUGCAGGGCGGCGGCAAAGGCGGGGCGUUCAGCUUCGGCAAGAGCAAGGCCCGCAUGCUGGACGAGAACAACAACACCGUGACCUUCGCCGACGUCGCUGGCUGCGACGAGGCCAAGGAAGAGGUGAAGGAGGUCGUGGACUUCCUGAAAGACCCGGCCAAGUUCCAGAAACUCGGUGGACGUAUUCCGCGCGGCUUGUUGCUGGUCGGCCCCCCCGGCACCGGCAAGACCCUGCUGGCCAAGGGCAUCGCCGGCGAAGCGAAGGUGCCGUUCUUCAGCAUCUCGGGUUCCGACUUCGUGGAAAUGUUCGUCGGCGUGGGCGCGGCCCGCGUGCGCGACAUGUUCGAGAACGCCAAGAAGAACGCACCCUGCAUCAUCUUCAUCGACGAGAUCGACGCGGUGGGCCGCCAGCGCGGUGCCGGCCUGGGCGGUGGCAACGACGAAC
Elaeis guineensis (African oil palm) is the source of this 802-nucleotide messenger RNA. The record is from RefSeq and is a predicted model, not a curated record. Lineage: Eukaryota; Viridiplantae; Streptophyta; Magnoliopsida; Arecales; Arecaceae.